AUGGAAAUCGCUGCAUGUCCAAAAGUUCUUCUUGAUGAGCCAACAUCUGGUUUAGAUACAGUAUCAUGUGAUGAUUUAUUCGAUUUAUUACAAUUAAUUAAACAUAAUUUAGCUGGACUGGUCACUAUUAUUAUGGUUAUUCAUCAACCUAGUCAAGAAUUAUUUGAAAAAAUCGAUGAUAUCUUCUUUCUAACGUCAUUAUGUUGUUUAGCUUAUCAAGGUCCACGUGAAAAAGCAAAAGACUAUUUGAAACAAAUAAUAUUUGCAUCUAAACCACAAGAAUGUCCUCCAUCACCACAUAACGAUUGUACAUGUGAUAUUCAAGUAUUACCAACAAUUGAUUUUCUUAUGAGUCUUUCUUUUGGCAUUUUAACAUGUAUAUCAAGUCAACGUUUAUUUGGUGUUGAAAUAACGGAUGAUACAUUUGAACGAGAAAGUCGUAAUUAUUUUCAUCCAUUUCAAUAUUGGUUGGCUAAAAGUUUAGUUGAUAUAUUUCGAAUGAUUUUAUAUCCAUUACUUUUUCUUAGUAUGCUUUAUAUUGAAAUUGUACCACGUGGUCCAUGUUCAUAUUAUCUCGGUGUAAUGAUUCUUCUUUCAUUUGUUUGUUCUGGUAUUGGACAAUUAACUUUGGUAAUUUUCAGACGCACUGAAUAUGCUUAUCUUGGUGGUACAAUCGUGGCUCUUUUAUCUUGUCUUCUAUCAGGUUUUAGUCCAACAAAAAGUGAUCUUGGCCGUGGAAAAUUCAUUGUUUUUCUUUCCUUUUCACGUCAUGUUCAAAGUUUAUUGUUUAGUCAUGAAAAAAACCUUUAUUUACAAACAAAUUCGAAUGAAACACAUAUAUGGUCAAGUUCGAUAGAAAGACUGAAGGAUCAUUAUUCAUUUGGUGAUCAAGAAAUUCCAUACUUUUUUUUGAUCUUUCUUGGCUUUCUCUUACGUGGACUUACUUUUCUCUGUCUAUACGCAAAAUCAGAAUAUAGAUCAGAAAGACGUUUUCGUCUAAUGCAUAUUGGUCCUACUCUGAAAAGUUUAUUUACUUGUCAAACAUGCCGACGAUGA
Molecule: messenger RNA, 1056 nt
Organism: Rotaria sordida
Lineage: Eukaryota; Metazoa; Rotifera; Eurotatoria; Philodinida; Philodinidae
Source: the annotation of a GenBank genome assembly